Rodentolepis nana is the source of this 978-nucleotide messenger RNA. Lineage: Eukaryota; Metazoa; Platyhelminthes; Cestoda; Cyclophyllidea; Hymenolepididae. The record is from the annotation of a GenBank genome assembly.
UUGGUUUCAUAUACUUAUUUUAAUAUUCCAGCUGGAAAGCGAAAGACUAUUCCAGCAGACAGCAAAUCCACUCCGGUAAAAAAGGCUAAGGUUAGAGACACCAAAUCUAACCAUGAUAAUGCCAGUGAUGACGAUAAACCUGCAAUUGCUAAAAUAAUUAUUAAAGGAAGAGUUCCAGUGGAUCCCCAGUGCACUGGGAAAGUUAAUGUCGCACAUGUACUUCAUGACGGUAACAAUGUUUACAACUUCAUGCUUAAUCAGACAAAUUUACAGAACAAUAAUAAUAAAUACUACAUGGGUCAAGUUCUGGAGGAUGACUCUGGUGGAAAUUACUCUGUUUGGUUUCGUUGGGGUCGAGUUGGAAAAACAGCUCAAACUUCUCUCCAAAGCUUUGGCUCUAAAGACCAAGCUAUUUGGGAAUUUCAAAAGAAGUUCCGCGAAAAGACUGGUAAUGCUUGGCACUGUCGAGCUAACUUCAUAAAAUAUCCUGGUCGCUAUGAUCUCAUUGAGCAAGAUUUUGGUGCAAGCCGUAAGUAUCUAGAAAUAAAAUACUUGAGUGCCCUAAUUGAGAUGAUCAGUGACAUCAAAGCGAUGGAGCAUCAGAUGCGGGAGAUGAACUAUGACGCACGUCGGUCACCCCUCGGCAAGUUGACCCCUGGACAGAUCAAGGCCGGUUACGAGGCUCUCAAAGAGAUCUCCGAUUGUGUGGAGGCCUUGAAGAAACUGGAGGAAGAUGAACAGGAUGGUCCAAAGACUGGGAGAGGCAAAGCAAGAAAGCGAAAAGGUAAUCCUAAUCCCGAUGACAAGAAGGCUCUUAGUGACAAGCUCCUGCAUGCUUGCAAUACCUACUAUACUCGAAUUCCACAUGAUUUUGGAAUGCGAGUUCCUCCCCUGAUCUCCACUCCGGAUGAUGUCAAAAGCCAGUUGGACCUUCUCAAAGCUCUCGAAGACAUUGAGGCGGCCUUCAGCGUUAUCUAA